AUGAGUGAAGUGAUUAAUUUGUCAUUAUCGCAAAAGGCAAACCAUCUCCUGACCCAUUUGUACAAUAACCAAGAAGCUCAUCUUCCGUAUAGCAAAACUGCAACUGUGGAAUUUGACAAUUCUGUCUUCUUAUCAACUUCUAAAAACCCAAAUGGCACAGUAAAUUAUUCACCUCGUAGUCUUAACUACGAUUUGACAAGAGGAUAUGGUGCUUUGGGCAAGUAUGAAUAUUAUGAAUCGAGAGAUAAUAUUGAAGGACAAUAUGAAAUCAUUAAAACUGGUGCAAGAAUGGAUAAGAAUGAAUAUCAGAAGGCAUUAGAUAAAGGUAUGAAUAAAUCAAACACGUUGAAUGUAAAUAAUACAAAAUACUGGACAGAUUAUAAUAAAUUGAUAUACAGUCCUAGAUCGCUAAAUCAAUUGAAUAACUGGGAAUAUCAACCAAAUGAUUUCGGGAUAAAUAGAAGUUUUCCAAAUUUAAAAUUUGAUACUUUUAACAAGGGUAAAGAAGAAUAUCACCAAUAUUCUGAGGACAGCCUUGAAAAUUUUAGAAAUAUUUUAGAGAAAUGUGAUCUAAUACAAGGGGUGAAUUUGAUAAGUGAAGUAGACAGUGCAUGGGGUGGGUUUACCAAUGAAUUAUUGGUCGAUUUGAAAGACGAAUUCUUCAAUAAUGGCAUAAAUAGCAAGUACAAUAUAUGGGUACAUGGACUCAUAAAUCAUAAUUUGAAUCCGAAAUUGAAUCAAUUGUAUUCAAGAAUUAAUACUAUAAUAGAAUUAUCAUUCAAUUCGACCUUGUUUUUCCCGAUCAAUCUAAAUCCUUCUUCGGACUGUUUGGGAAGUGGAUACGAUGAAACAAGUGAGUGGCACAAUUCUAGUAUCCAAGCAAUAUUUUUAAAUUCAAUUUGGGGUUUAAAUAAUCAAAUAAAAUCACCAGUUAAGAUGAGUGUUAUUGAAGAUGAAUUACUAAGAGGUUUUGGUAAGAGGAACAUUGUCAAUGAAAUAAAAAUACACAGGAUUAAACAAACUAGUAAUAAUUUUGGAAUGGUUGAUAUAGAUAGGGCAAGCUUGUAUAAUUUGGUGGAUAACAUAAAAAUUAAAGAUAAGUCAGACUCAAUUGAUUUGAGCUUAUCAGUUACCAAUAACUCUAAAUAUUUUGCAAAGUCUUAUAUUGUACCAAAUGAUGAUAGUCUCGUUGAAUCUUUGAAUAAGAAGGAAAACUUUCCAAUAAAUAUUUAUAAGAACAAUAAGAUUAAUGAUAUCCUUGGUAAUGAUACAUUUCCAAAUAUUAUGGAGGAAAAAUCAGUGUACUCUGAGUUAAGCUCUAGUAAUACGCUUAAAAAUGAUUUGAAAUUAUAUAGAGAGGUAAUUAAAAGAAGUCGGGAAAAUGAGGUUAUUGAAGAAAAGUUUGAACUAAUUGAAAAGAUUAGUGAAUUGAUUGAAGAGUAUACAAUUGGAUACGAUGAAAGUGACGAAGAAUAUGAUUAA
This is a messenger RNA of Debaryomyces fabryi, 1482 nucleotides long. RefSeq lists its product as uncharacterized. The record is from RefSeq and is a predicted model, not a curated record. The coding region runs from base 1 to 1482 and encodes 493 amino acids. NCBI's taxonomy places the organism in Eukaryota, Fungi, Ascomycota, Pichiomycetes, Serinales, Debaryomycetaceae. Gene Ontology annotation, cellular component: cytoplasm. The transcript has a single exon. Gene Ontology annotation, biological process: mitochondrion distribution.